Messenger RNA from Aspergillus ruber CBS 135680, 1020 nucleotides. RefSeq lists its product as uncharacterized. The transcript has a single exon. The record is from RefSeq and is a predicted model, not a curated record. The coding region runs from base 1 to 1020 and encodes 339 amino acids. NCBI's taxonomy places the organism in Eukaryota, Fungi, Ascomycota, Eurotiomycetes, Eurotiales, Aspergillaceae.
AUGUCAACAUUCAAUUCCCCCCGAUACAAGCGCCAGUCGCUUGGAUCCCGGUACAGGUCCCUCUCAGAGACCUCCCGGUUUCUUCUUCAAAAGCUAAGCCGUUCUUCAGAGCCACUUCCCCAAGACCAUCAUGUCCCACGCCAUCGUGUCGGAACAGUUGAAGACGACUAUAUUCUAUGCAAUAAAGCCUCCGGUAUGAUGGAAGUCGACUAUUUGCGUGACAGAGAUUUCAUCGGAAGCAACCUUUAUUCGAAGCGCAGCUCUCUAUCUGUAGUCAAUUCGGAUAUCGAUACCCGGUCUAUCAACAGCGAGGAAUCGGUCACUAGCGAUAUAUCUAUCGGAAGUGAGAGUGAGAAUGAACUCCCGGCAUGCUUGACUCCGGGAAGAAUUUCGAUUGUGCAGCCUUCUUCCAAUGCGCACUUUGGAAUCCAGGAUCUCAUGAAAGGGAUGAGCCAGCGCUGUGAUAGUUACUUCGAUGAUAGUGGUGUAGAUAUCGCACCUGCUCCUUUGAGACCGGGAAAGCGCCGAAACAACAAGAAGUGUCCCCAUAAGACCUAUCGCGCCGUUAGCAAGACCAACUUUCACUUCGACGAACACGAGGUCGAUGUCCAUGUCCAUGAAAAGUGUGCGCAACUUGCGAUCGAAGAUGCAAUCGAACAGCAUCUAGCUCAGCUGGAGCAUCAAACUGCGGAUCUCAGGCAAAUGCUAACUACCUGCGAAGCCAAACUCUCCCAGAUGACCGAGCAGGUUGCACAGUUCAAAUCAGAGAAGCAAGCUGUGUCUUUCGAAUCAUCCUUCGAGCCGAAGACUGCAAAAUACAACGCGCUCCCUAUGAAGGACAAUCCUUUCCUUAUUGUUCAGUACAGGAACGAAAGCCGUCGCUAUGGAGAUGCUUACAUGGAUUUCCUGCAAGUCGACUUUAUGAAUACUGAGCAAGUCGAUCUCUUGUCCCAUGUGAAUAAUGCGGGAAUAAUCGCGCAGCGACGUCGGGGUCGAUUGUCGCGAGCUUGGGGUGGCUGA